GAGCACUCCUAACCUAUUCUCCAAACAGAAAUUACCUAACCAUCUCAAAUCACUCUUAUGAAAUUUAACUGCACAAUGACAAUCAUCAAUAACGAAAGCCAAUAAUCCAAGAUCACUAACGACUCAAAAUAAAGCCACGUGGGUCACCUUCAGAUACAAAUCAGAAAAUGGAGGUAACUGUGAUAUAUUUUUAACUGAUCUCUAAUUAUUCUCUGCCGAGUGCAAAUUCGAGGAGGAUUCUAUGAAGACGUUCCGGAGGAAGGGAACAUAACGAUGUUGGUGAAGCUGAUGACAUGUAGGGGUAUUUUAAGUUCUACGAGAUUAACCAUAACUCGAAAAUGUUUAUUUCACUCUUGGAGAUGUGGAAAUCGAUCGAGCCCUGGGGGUUUAAGAGUCAAGAGCUUUGUGACGGGGCUGAGGUUCAGGACUAUUGAAGUGGUCAAAAACAGUAAUGUCGUAGACAAGGCUCAGAAGAAGUCCGAACUGAAGAGACUAUUCUCGCUGGCCAAACCAGAGAAAUGGAAACUCACUGGGGCCAUUGGUCUCUUAUUCGUCUCCUCGACAGUUACUAUGGCCAUGCCGUUCUGUCUAGGAAAGGUCAUUGACGUUAUUUAUACUGAGGAUCAGAAAGAGAUGAAAGAGAACUUGAAUAAGUUGAGUCUGGGACUCUUAACUGUCUUCAUUGUUGGGGGUAUUUGCAAUUUUGGGAGGAUUUAUUUCAUGAGCACUUCAGGACACAGGAUCACUCAGGCCCUCAGGAAGAAGGCUUAUUCGGCUAUUUUGAGCCAGGAAACUGCCAUGUUUGAUAAGGUCAGCACUGGAGAACUUGUGGGACGGUUAACAGGUGAUGCCCAACUAGUCUCCUCGGCGGUGACCAGCAACAUCUCAGACGGUCUCCGUUCCUCAAUAAUGACAGCAGCGGGAGUCUCCAUGAUGUUCUACGUCUCGCCUCAACUAGCCUUCGUUGGGCUAGCCAUGGUCCCCCCGAUCGUGGGCCUGGCAAUAGUCUAUGGUCGCUUCAUAAAAAAGAUCUCACGAGAAGUCCAGAACAGCCUGGCAGUCCUCAACACCACGGCUGAGGAGCGCAUCAGCAAUAUCAGAACGGUCAAGGCUUUCGCCCAAGAGACCACAGAAAUCAAGAGAUACAGUCAAAGACUCGAAGACUUGCUGUCCCUCUGCUACUCUGAGAGCUGGUACAGAGGAGUUUUCUUCGGACUCACUGGAUUUUCAGGCUACGUGAUCAUCCUCUCAGUUCUCUAUUACGGAGGGGUCAUGCUGGCGGACUCAGCUAUUACCGUGGGAAAUUUAUCAGCAUUUUUACUCUACGCCGGAUACACAGGAAUUUCCAUAAAUGGAAUUUCCAAUUUCUACACCGAACUAAACAAAGCGCUGGGCGCUAGCUCCAGACUGUUCGAGUUCAUCGAUCGUCAACCCAGAAUUCCCAUCAUCGGUGGAAUAAGGUUGGAUCAUUCUCUCUCUGGAGAGAUCUCCUUCAGUCACAUUGACUUCACAUACCCCACGAGGGAGAGCUGUUGGAUUCUCAAGGAUUUUUCUCUUCACCUGAAGAGCUCCUCGAUCAAUGCAAUCGUUGGGCCUUCGGGCUCUGGGAAGUCCACGAUUGCUCUUCUGCUCCUGAGGCUGUAUGACCCGAACUCGGGGAGGGUGAUGCUUGAUGGGCAUGACCUGAGGGAGUUGGAUCCUAUCUGGGUGAAGAGACAGAUCGGAUUUGUCUCCCAGGAGCCUGUGCUGUUCUCCGGGAGUAUUAGGGAGAAUAUCAGCUAUGGCAGGGAACAAGCCAGUGAGGAGGAGAUUAUCGAGGCUGCCAGGUUGGCUAAUGUUCUAGAGUUCACUCAAAGGAUGACGAAGGGAUUGGAUACUGUAGUGGGGGAAAGAGGGAUUACAUUGAGUGGCGGACAGAGGCAACGUGUUGCUAUUGCUCGAGCUCUUAUCAAGAACCCAAAAAUCCUGAUAUUAGAUGAAGCUACGAGUGCCCUGGAUGCAGAAAGUGAAAGCUACGUCCAAGAGGCUCUGGAGCGGGCGACACAAGGACGAACAGUUCUGACGAUAGCCCACAGGCUGAGCACAAUAAAAAAUGCUGAUAACAUUGCAGUUCUCAAUGAGGGGAAAGUUGCAGAGACGGGAACCUACAACGAGCUCAUGCAGAUAGAAGAUGGAAUUUUCAAACGGUUGGUGAAACACCAGACAUUCAGUUGAGAGUUUAAAUAUCUUCAUGACAUGUUAAAUAUUUAAGGUUGUUGGAGAAUUGUAAAUUUUGUUUAUAACUGGGGUGCGAGGUUCACACAGAGUUACUUAUUAAAAAUGAAAUUUAAUUGAAA
Messenger RNA from Diachasmimorpha longicaudata, 2336 nucleotides. RefSeq names its product ATP-binding cassette sub-family B member 10, mitochondrial-like. Gene Ontology annotation, molecular function: ABC-type oligopeptide transporter activity; ATP hydrolysis activity; ATP binding. The transcript is spliced from 4 exons. The record is from RefSeq and is a predicted model, not a curated record. Gene Ontology annotation, cellular component: mitochondrial inner membrane. Gene Ontology annotation, biological process: oligopeptide export from mitochondrion. NCBI's taxonomy places the organism in Eukaryota, Metazoa, Arthropoda, Insecta, Hymenoptera, Braconidae. Bases 274 to 2214 code for a protein of 646 amino acids.